Daphnia magna is the source of this 2664-nucleotide messenger RNA. Its product is annotated as nose resistant to fluoxetine protein 6. The record is from RefSeq and is a predicted model, not a curated record. NCBI's taxonomy places the organism in Eukaryota, Metazoa, Arthropoda, Branchiopoda, Diplostraca, Daphniidae. Gene Ontology annotation, molecular function: acyltransferase activity, transferring groups other than amino-acyl groups.
UAUCGCGACAAAAAUUGUGAAAUCAACGCUAUCAGAGCUGAUUUUUUCCUAAUCAAGUUAUGCUUUAAUCUUGUUGGACAACUACUUUGAAAAUAUUGUAACAAUGAGGUACACUUUGAGUAGUAGAAACUUAUAGUAGGUGUAAUUGGAAACAGGUCUAUUUCAAUAUGCAAUUCAAAAAAAGGAAGAAAACCCAAACAUGUCAAUUUCUCCCGAUCAUAGUAUGUUACAUAAUUUGCAGAAUGAAGGUAACAACCAAAACAAGUUCCAGCAUAGCCUUGGAUGGGACGGACUACACGUAGGAGCAAAGGGUAAGAUUUACUUUGCAACGGCCAAUGGCCUCAUCUACGAAAAUGGGAAUCGAGAAAAUGAUGAGAUAUACUGGAUUGAUUCGAGUGUUCCAACUGGAUGCGCGACAGCGAAUAUCAGCGAGAAUUGUCUGCAACACACGCAGGAAUAUCUCGAAGCUCUUCGCAGUCGUCAAUCGUGGGCAGUAAAAAUGUACGAAUCAUCCGGAAGACUGGUAGAACACCUGCUCUAUAUUGACGGGAGCGAAAACGUGCACUUCGAGUCCGGAUUGUUUGACGAUUGUGUCUCUGUCCGUUCGGAUGCAAUCGCGUUUCAAGGGCAGUACUGCACCGUGUUUUUCGGCCUGAAACCGGUGACCAACGAGCAAAGUGUCGACGACCACGAAACAACCUCGAGUGAUGACUAUUGGACAUCGAAAGAAAACAUUUAUGAUAAUCAAAAGCCAGCAGUGAGUUUUUGCCUCCCGUCGAGUUGCACAGCCAAGGAUUUGCGCUCAGCAAUCAGCCAACGAGUUGGAUAUCGCGUCAUCAAAGGUGAAAAUUUCUCGAUCACCGUGUUGGCGAGCGAAAAUAAUUGUUACACGCAAGAGAAAAUCAACAUCAAUAGUACGACAUUCGAUACAUUCACGCGCGUCGUUUUGUCGGCAUUCUGUCUUUUAGCCUUCAUUGUCCUAUCAGCAACAGUUCACGAUGUGUGGACAACAAAUGAAUUGACAAAUGAUUCUCCCCCGAAAUUAUUUGCACUUCAGUUGCUACAUUGUUUCUCUUCCCAAAGGAACUGCAAAACACUGUUGUCCACCAGCGAGGAUGCAAAAAGCAGUUUAUCUUGUUUGCACGGAAUUCGAGUCUUGGGUUCAUUCUGGCUUGUGUUACUCCAUUUCGCCGGAAUGGGCACAGUCGUUCGGCAGAUCUACAACAAGCCAAUGGCUUUGAAGUCGGCAUUUCGAUGGGAAACUCAGUUCUUAGCCCAUGGCACCUUCGCAGUAGACACUUUCUUCUUAUUAAGUGGACUUUUAGUUGCAUUUGGGCAAAUGCGCCAUUUGGACCAGUCCAAUGGAUUCUUCAACAUCAAGCGAUUCUACAUCCGUAGAUAUUUAAGGCUAACUCCAGCAUAUGUAUUCGUUUUAAUGUUCAUCAUUACCUUCUUCCCGCUUGUUGGAACGGGACCUGACUGGAACUUCGUGCAACGCAUUAGUCAAAGUGUUCGUAGCAAUUGGUAUUCUCACCUCCUGUACAUCAACAACUACGUCUUUCCUAGUCGAUUUACCAGCCCUGAUUAUGGGUUUGGAGAGACGUGGUACCUUGCCUGCGACAUGCAAAUGUUCUGGUUAAGCCCAUUGUUCAUUUAUCCAAUUUGGCGUUGGAAAAAGGCCGGAAUAAUUUGGACGACAAUCAGCUUGUUUUCCCUUUUGGGAAUCUCGCUUAAUGUAUUCAUCUUGUAUGAUCUACCCGCCACAAUUCAAUUGACUAGAAAAUCGGAAAUUCUCAAGUUGGACGAGUUCGCGAAUAAGCAUUACUUGGAAACAUUUGCUAGGAUGCCUCCGUACAUAAUAGGAAUUCUCCUCGGGUGGCUGCUUCAUAAAACUAGGAAUAAGAAGAUUCACAUCAAUAAAUGUCUGCUAGUUGGAGGCUGGAUAUUGGCCACAUUGUUCGGAUUAGUCGCCAUCUAUGGAAUGUUUCCGUACGUGGAUGAAAAAGAAGUUCCAGUCAUAAAUCCAUUUGUUCGAGUCUCUUAUGGAGUUCUUCACCAUUCGGUUUGGGCGAUUGCGGUUGGUUGGGUUAUCUUCUCCUGUACCCACGGAUACGGAGGUUUCAUCAAUCGUUUUCUAUCGUGGAAACUGUUUCUUCCGUUUAGUCGAUUAAGUUAUGGGGUCUAUCUGACUAAUCUUAACUUAAUUCUUUUAUACGGAGCUAACACGCGGAAACCGUUGUACGUAAGUGACAUGUAUAUCAUUACGACAUAUUUCGGUAUUCUGGUGUCCGCAUUUGCUAUGGCAUUCUUUAUCUUCAUCUUUGUUGAAAUGCCAUUCCAAAAUUUGGACCGACUUCUGUUCUCGGAAAACACAAAAGAUCUUAAAACUAAAAAAACAUAAAGAUGUAACCGAUCUGCUGACCAAAGAAGCGGAAUAAAUGGGGAAUCGAUGGAGUUUGAUAUUAUUAUUCGUUGGAGAGAACAGAAAAAUGUCUUCCGAAGUGAAACCCAUCUAUGCAAGAAUAUUAAUCUUCGUAAAACGUAGAGUUUAAGUUUAACCAUAGUCUUCUGUUUUUGUAAAAAGAGAAGGCACAAACUAUUGUUAUUAGAACAAAGGUGGCAUACGAAGGAUACAAAUGCUACAAUAGACCGAAUCCGAAAAUG